AUGAGGCAAGAGAGAACCUGCGUGUCAACAGGGCUGGGCUGUGUUCCUCCUGGGACACCUGCAGCCCUUUCCCUUCUGGGGGAAUCCGUGGGGAGGGACGGGAACACCAGUGCAGUACUGGUUCAGGCAGAUUUGGGUAGCUGGGGACAUGGUAGGGAGCACCAUGACAGUUGUGUGCUACCGUGCAUGGGAUGGCUGUAGCGACAAUCCAAGCUGGAUCCUGUGUCCUUGUCCUCUCUCUGAGAAGAGCAGCCAGAGACUGAACAAGUGCUUCCCAGCAGUACCCGGCCCAGCCCCACACUGCGCAGCGUGGCCACGGCAGGGCUCCAGCCUUCCCGGAUCUCCUGGAUCUGGCCAUUGCCGUGGGCACGGCGAUACAGCCCCGCUGCUGGAGGGCUCUCCGCAGCUGCUCCAGCUUGGCUUUGGGGGCUGGGAUGGGGUCAGCAGUGGGGACGCAGGCGAGGGUGGUACCAAACAGGACGUAAAACCUUCCGCCACAGGAUGGAGGGUGGGAUGGAGCAGGGCUUUGGCGGGCCGAGCAGGAGCCCGGCGGUGUCCAGCGCUGCUUGGGCAGCAUUUGGCGGCACCGCGGGGGCUCGGCCCCGCUCCUGGGCGCUCCCCUGGAUCCCUGUGGAGGGAGCUGCGAGCUUGGCGUGCGUGGCGCUUUCUGCGCUCCCAGGAGAGCGUCCGACCGUCCUGUUCCCGGAGCCUGUCCGCAUCCCUCCCCUCCCCCUGCCGCAGUGUGGUUGGCUGCCGAGCGCCGGCUGCCUGCGCCGCCGCUCGCUCCCGGGGCAGCGCGGCAGACGGAGCCGCGCAGCGCCGCGGCCGCCGCUCCUCCGCCGCCUCCGCGAGCACCGGCGCUGGACAAGCCGCUGCAGGCAGCCAGGGCUGCAGGAGUAAGACUAUGUCCACCAUGGUGUACCCAAGGGAGGAGAAACUGGACAAGCUGAGCCAAGAGGAGAUAAUUUCCAACACCAAGCUGGUAAUGCAAGGGCUGGAAGCACUCAAGAAUGAACACAACUCCAUCCUGCACAGCUUGCUGGAGACCAUCAAGUGCCUGAAGAAGGAUGAAGAAGCCAAUCUCGUGCACGAGAAAUCCAACCUGCUCCGCAAGUCAGUGGAGAUGAUAGAACUGGGGCUUGGAGAAGCUCAGGUGAUGAUGGCAUUGUCCAACCAUCUGAACGCCGUGGAGUCAGAGAAGCAGAAGCUGCGUGCUCAGGUGCGGAGACUGUGCCAGGAGAACCAGUGGCUGCGUGAUGAGCUUGCCAACACCCAGCAGAAGCUGCAGCGUAGUGAACAGACCGUGGCUCAGCUGGAGGAGGAGAAGAAACACCUUGAGUUCAUGAACCAGCUGAAGAAGUACGAUGAGGAUGUCUCGCCUUCGGAGGAGAAGGAGGGUGACUCCACCAAGGACUCUCUGGAUGACCUAUUCCCAAAUGAGGAGGAGGAGCAUGGUCCUGGAUUGCCCCACCAGCACAGCAGUGCCGUGGCAGCUGCCCAGCAGGGAGGUUAUGAGAUUCCUGCACGCCUGCGCACCCUCCACAACCUUGUCAUCCAGUACGCUUCCCAGGGACGCUAUGAGGUGGCUGUGCCCCUCUGCAAGCAGGCACUGGAGGACCUGGAGAAGACAUCAGGCCAUGAUCACCCUGAUGUGGCUACCAUGCUCAACAUUCUUGCACUAGUGUACAGGGAUCAGAACAAAUACAAAGAAGCAGCACACCUCUUGAAUGAUGCUCUUUCCAUCCGUGAGAAGACUCUAGGCAAAGACCACCCAGCGGUGGCAGCGACUUUGAACAAUUUGGCUGUUCUCUAUGGCAAGAGAGGGAAGUACAAAGAAGCAGAGCCGCUGUGUAAGCGAGCCCUGGAGAUCCGUGAGAAGGUUCUAGGCAAAGACCAUCCUGAUGUGGCCAAGCAGCUGAACAACCUGGCCCUGUUGUGCCAGAACCAGGGCAAGUAUGAUGAGGUGGAGUACUAUUACUGCCGGGCCCUGGAGAUCUAUGAGAGCUGCCUGGGUCCUGAUGACCCCAAUGUGGCCAAGACCAAGAACAACCUGGCUUCCUGUUACCUGAAGCAAGGCAAAUACAAAGAUGCAGAGGUGCUGUAUAAGGAGAUCCUUACCCGUGCUCAUGUGAAGGAGUUUGGCUCUGUGGAUGAUGAACACAAGCCAAUCUGGAUGCAUGCAGAGGAGAGAGAGGAGAUGAGCAAGAGCAAGCACAGAGACAGCGCUCCCUAUGCUGAGUAUGGUGGCUGGUACAAGGCCUGUAAGGUUAGCAGCCCAACUGUGAACACCACUCUGAGGAACCUGGGUGCGCUGUACCGGCGCCAGGGCAAGCUGGAGGCAGCCGAGACCUUGGAGGAGUGUGCAGUUCGCUCCCGGCGACAGGGCAUUGACCCAAUCAACCAGACGAAGGUGGUGGAGAUCCUGAAGGAGGGGGAUGGCACAGAGAGACACCGGAGCCUGGGGGGCAGUGUCAAGUACGAGAAUGCCACAGACGGUAGCGAGGAAGUGAGUAUGGGCGUGGAAUGGAGCGGGGCUUAAAUGCCUCCCGAGACUCCCUCUUUCCCCUCCACCGCAGUCACCUGGAUGUUUGUGUUGUAUCCUCCGACUUUUCCUCCACACCAUCCCUCCUUCCUCGGCAAGAGCUCCACGCCAGUCCCCCAACCCUCCUGGCGCGCGAGGGCACCGCGACGCCUGCAGAGGAGUGCCUGGCCACGUGGCCCAGCUCCAGUCCCGUGGCCAGCAAGAGCAGGAAGAAUCUGCGAGGAGCUGCCAGCUCCCCCAGGCCAGGGUGACGGGCCACCGUCCCCUUGCGUGCCCCCACCCCUGGCCUGCCCUUGCACAUCCCUGGGGCCCAGGCCUGCCGGGGAUUGUCUUCACUCCAGGCUUCGCUCCAUUGUCACUAGACAUCCUCAGCCCUCCUAGCUUCUUCCCUCCAUCUCUGCAGAGGCUCGAAGAUGGAGGGCUGUUAUGGGACAGCGAGGCCUGGCCUAGGCAGGGCUGUCAUGUGCCCAAUGCUUUCUUCCCUGUAGGCUUAGCUGAUAUUAGUGCCUUGUAGCAAACCUGUGCUGGUUCCCAGUGAGAUGGGCUCUCCCUGCAGCACAGGGCAGUCCCCAUCUUGCUUCCCUCCUCCCUGCUGAGCUCUGUAACCCAGGAGCAGUGUGUGGGUCUCUCUGCAGGGCAGCCCAUAGAGCUACUGUACAUCCAAGGUGGGGGGGGGGGGCAACAGCCAAGGACUAUGUACAGGAACUGGCCAGCACAAGCAUGUUUGGCUGCAGCUUUCUGACUGGAUGCUAUAGCCAGGUUCCUCAUCUGGCAUUAAGGGCUGAAUCAACCCCCCAUUGCUACAGGGUUCUUAGGUGUGGCUGGUGGGAGAAGUGGGGGUGAAGUUGUUAGCUGUUCCUUGAAAGCAGAGGAGGGGUAGGAGGAAAGGAGAGUUUUUCUGCAAGGGGUAGACCCCAGACCAUUACAAGUGGCUGAGAUGGGGAAUGGCCUGGAUUGGAGCAGAGUGGUUGGGAGAAAAAGAAGGUGCAAAGAUGGAUGUGAGGAAGCAAAGGGCUGGGGCUGGAGGUGCUCUGAGCAGGUGGGAGCAGAUGGGAUGGCUGGAGGGAGGUUGUUGCAGGGGUAGGGGCUGGAUUGCUCACAGGUCUGUGGGGCUGACUGCAGUCUGGCUGUCCCUAGCCAAGUGGGUGGGAAAUGUGGUACCCUGUUACCAGUCUGGUCACCCUGCUGACCCUGAGGGGGUGUGGGGGUGGCCAAGUGCCUCUGAUGGCUUCAGGCCUUCACAGGCUCUGGUGCUGUUAGUCAUUACUGGGGUAUAGAAUGUGUCUCAGGGCCAGACCUCCACUGUCUUGGGUCUCACAUCCUUGAGUGUACACUCUCAUCCCACCUCCUAUAGGAAGGGAACCUUCCUGGCCCUCCUAUCUGGGAAGAAAGCUGGGGAGGCUGUAGGCAGCAGGAUAGAGCCCAGGGGCCAGCACAGGACUCCUUAUUUAUUUAGCUAGAUCCCUUCUUUAUGCUAGUCAUCUGGCAGGUUGUGAUAGUAAAUGUGCUUGUGUCUGUCUGGGCCUGGCUUUCCUGUGGUGGUGCAGAGGCCUUGGGGUACAUGCAUGCUGCUCCCCUGGAGUUUGUGCUUACUGAAAGGAAGCUUGUCCUCAGGACAUGGGGCAUGGAGCCCAGGGCUGAGUGCUGCAGGGCUGUCCUCUCUGUCCCAGUGCUGCUCCAUGCUUCUGGAGAGUGGGGAGUUCCCAGUGCAGGAUGUGUUUGGACCUCAGGGCCACCUGCCCCUGUGCUUGCCAUGUCCUGGACCUGGUGCUGUAACAACCAUACCUCUAAUUAAAGGUAGACUGACCCAAA
Messenger RNA from Motacilla alba alba, 4354 nucleotides. RefSeq names its product kinesin light chain 4 (gene KLC4). The transcript is spliced from 14 exons. Gene Ontology annotation, cellular component: membrane-bounded organelle; kinesin complex; cytoplasm. Gene Ontology annotation, molecular function: kinesin binding. The record is from RefSeq and is a predicted model, not a curated record. Gene Ontology annotation, biological process: microtubule-based movement. The coding region runs from base 149 to 2539 and encodes 796 amino acids. NCBI's taxonomy places the organism in Eukaryota, Metazoa, Chordata, Aves, Passeriformes, Motacillidae.